This is a messenger RNA of Pocillopora meandrina, 28585 nucleotides long. Lineage: Eukaryota; Metazoa; Cnidaria; Anthozoa; Scleractinia; Pocilloporidae. The record is from the annotation of a GenBank genome assembly.
GUUCUGAAGAAAUUGGCGGCCUGAUUGAGUUCUCCGAACGAGAUAUCGCGAUGCAUACAAUUUGAAAGUACUUAUUGCGUGAGAACGUGCUUUUACGUGAAUUGAUCUUUUAUUUGACAUGUUAGUUGGGUAAAUCAUGACCACCCCAGCUCUUGGACUGAGUAAAAGACCAAGCUUAACUCAAGAUCGAGAGAAACUCCAGAAAGACCAGGUAAAAUCUCAACUCGAAAGAAAAAUAUAUUGGUUUUUUAUCGAAAGUAAUUCCAUUUGGGAGGCACGGUAGUAUAGUGAAAUAUUGACUUAUAACUGAAAAAAUCUCUUAUGUUUCUUUAACCGUUUUACCAACCAAAUUUUACUCGAAAAGUUUCGUUCGUAGCGAUGUGAGGAAGUCAUUCGUAAAAUUAGCCUCGUACAAAAACAAUGCAGAAUGAAUGAUUUCCUCUUCAAAAUUAAUUUAAGUAAAAUGACGGGCUUUAGAUUGUAACGAGAUAUACAUUCAGUGUAAUUCAAGUGUUGCACGUGGCUCUUUUAUUUUUUUGAAAGCUAAAUGUUCACAGCAGACUGAACAGUUAACAGAAUUGACGCUCGCCAUUGAGUUGAGACUUAAGUGGGAACGGUGACGUUUGUAAAAAGCUGUCAAGUUCCUAUCGCAUUUGUAAACAUUUGUGCAGUCAUCGCCUUUUGAUUGAGGGCAUAAAGAAACAUGUCGAACUCAUUAAACAUGAAAAACUGAAAUAAUCUGACGCUAUUUAUAACACGCAAAGAACCUUCACUACAAACAUCUCCGAAGGAAUUAGAGUAAUCAUAGUAUGGAAAACUUCACCGAAAAAACCUACGCUCUUAGUUUGCAGAUAUUGCCCUUGACUCAGUUAAACAGGCAUCAAUUUAUUUGCAGAUUUGGAGCUUUUCAAUGAAGCUACAUGUAGCUGGUGUCUUGCCAAAAACUCUGAGGGUCUUUUCACAGCUUUUACUUAAUUUAACUGAUGAGAUGAGGUCAAGUAGGAAUUAGUAUUUAUUGUGACUCAAGUCACCUGAUUAGGGGUUAAAUUUGUUAAAUGAAAAGUGUUCCUGGAUACCAUGGGUCCUGAGAGUGCAGGGUUGAGAGAUAAAUUUUUAGUCUAGAGUUUUGUGGCUUUUUAGAACUCUGGAACAAAAAUUUAUUUUCAAGAUUAGCACUCUUAAUCCCCACAUUAUCAAUGAAAGCUUCUAAUCCAAUAAUUAAUUCUUGUAUUUUUUAUGUUACUAUGUUCUCACCAAUAGUGUUGGUCCAUUUUUCUCUAUAUAAAUCACUAUUAAUCCAUAAUUCCUCUGUUUCCUCUGAUGUAGGACUAACACUUGAAACAUCUGCCACAAGAACUCUUUAGGGUGGCCAAAUGAUACUAUCAACUCAGUUGCAAUAAAACCAAAGUGUUUUAUAAGUUUAGGUAGAAAGACUUACUGGUUGCAAGUCUUAUCACUUAGGGGUUAUUAGUUUCCCAAUCCUUAAGUUCUACAAUAAAUUUUUGUCACUUGUUUUGCCUAUGCAGCAAGAAGCUAUAGGAAAAGCUGUCAACAACAUUGAAUCUGCAGUCAAAGAGAAACACAUCAGAAAUAUCCUUUUAAUGAACAAAAAUGAGGUUUAGAUCAAAGGGGAUUAACUGGAUCAAUAAAUGCUUAAUAAAUACCUCUACUAACUGAGUUCAAGGUAGGUACUUUUAGUUAUGAACCAACUUUUUUUCUGCUCAGAUCUAUGGCCUAAGUGCAUUAGCUACAGUACUGUACAUCUAGUCUGUAAAUUAUCAUGUUGUGAGAUAUAAAUGAAAAAAUGGAUUCAAGACAAACAGAGUUUAAAGAUAAAAUGGUUUUCAUGUUCCUUCAUUUUGAAAGCUAUGGACACCUGCAAUAACUCACAUACCACUCACCUAAACAUGAAACCCCAUCCACUAGUUUAAUUUCUAUCAAUAGAUAGGUUUUCCACUUUACUACCUACUGGAUAUUGAUUGAUCCAUUGUUUAGCAUUAUCCACCUUAUAAAUACCUUGGACUGGGAAAGUGUUAAAAAAAUUUCUUAACCUUGUUUAAGUGCAAUUAUUGGAACAUGGCACGAGAAAGGAGCCUCUAUUUUUUGGAACUCAUUGGGAAGGAUGCCCCUCCCAUCCCAAGUUAUAAUGUGUUGGAAGGCAAUGCUGGUGAUACACAAACUGUUAAGAGAAGGACACCCAAAUGUAGGUAUUGCACAGCCUUGUGUACAUGUUACAGGAUGCCGAUCAUAAAAAAGAUUGUGCAUUUAUUACUAAAACUGUCAUGUUACAGAAAGUGCUGGUGUUCGUUGUGGUUUUAUAGAUAAAUGAGCGUUAAAUUGUUUGUCUCAGAUUGUAGAAUCAGGCCAUCAAAUGUAUAGAUAGGGACAUUUUGACUUUGUUGCCUGAAGAAGACUAGCAGUAUCGCCAUCAAAACACAGUGAACAGUACACGAUUGCUUAGCCUGACACAAGAUUGUGAAAAAAAUAAUUAAACAUUCAUUUAUCUUAAACUGCGAUAUUUUACAAGCCUAAUUUAACAUUGUUUGAUAAUUAUACACUUGAGAGAGUGGUUAGUCAGCAAUCAUGCAUGUUUAUGUGUUGAUUUAAAUGCUCAAAGAGAAAUUCUGUAUCUCCACCUUCCCUUAUAUUUAUUUCCUUGCUUGAAAGAUUUAAAGAUAAUUAUAAUUUUAAUUAUGCAUUCAUUUUUUGCAAACAGGCUUUGAAGGAAUCCCUUAAAUACAAGCAGAUGCUGAAGGACAUGAGAGAUUUUUGGGUACUUUUGUUAACAAUUUUCAUGACACCUUAUCUAGAUUUAAUUUUGCUAUCAUGAAAAUCUUGUAAAAACUUAGUCACAACCACAAAAUGAUCAAAGUUUUUUGGUAACAACUUGAGUCUUUUUUACAACUGUGGCUCAUCCAUAAUGAUCAGAUUCAGUUCACUCUAAACUCUUUGAAGCAUAAUUUGGGAUCUAUGAAAUGUUUCAGGGCUAGUAGUCACAGUUAACCAACUGAGUCUCAAAUUUUGAUGGAUCUACUGUGAUUUGAAAAUUUUUAACGUAGAAUUAUUUUAAGAAUAUUUAAAAAUUAUGUUUUUUGACUUCAAUUGUCUCAACAACAGUGCUUAACUUACACAUGAGGUAUAAAAGGUGCCAAAAAGAUAACAAUGGGACAAAAAAGAAACCUUCACCUUUUCACUCUCAGGAGUGACCAAGACAGAAUUUCUCCUUACAAUAUCAACACAAUAUCAAGCGGACAAGUGAUGAGAAUUAAGAAAAAUAUCAGUUAGGGGAUUAUUAGUCGAUCCAAUACCAACUCUCCAAACUAACAUGGUUAUAAGAAUUGAAUGGCAGAAAGUGAGGAGAAUUACUAAUAAGAUCUUGGGGGUAGGGUUAUUUAAGAUAAAUGAGUGUGACUUGAUACUCUUCAAAAUUAAUAGAAAAUGUCUUCAUGAAUUUCUUACACAGAAACAUUCAACAAAGGGUGGAUAUGGCUGGUUAAUUCACAGUUACCUUGCAAUUUUGAUAGCAAAACUGGAGUUCCAUCAGAAGGUUAAAUCUUAUAUUUUUAAAUAUUGUAUUAGUGUCACACAGAGUUAAAAAACAGGUUUUUCAGUUGUCUGUGACAAGGAGAUUUGUUUUUUUUAGUCCUGUUUGAACAUUAGAAGUGUGAAAGUGUGGUUGUACGUCUUUUAGUUUGGCUGAGUGGUUAAAGUGCUGGACUUGUAAUUCUCUGGAUUUGUUCUCAGUUGUCAAGGGUUCAACUCCUUGGCUGCACUUUGUAUGUGGCAAACUGGUCUGCCUCCUGCCAUUUUGGAUUUUUUAACGCUAUGUUUAUUUACAAUGUUUGUUUCCAAUUUGAUUGUAUUGGUACUGUAAAGCCCCAUUGGGGUAGUGUAAAUUUAAUUUUUUGAAUUUAUAUGCAUUAUGCAUAGAUGCAUACUUUUCAGUCACCCCCAGUGUCUGAAAGAGCAUGAAAUUUUGAGUAAUGCUCUCAGCCUAAUCUUGAGAGCAAAUCAAACUUUCAAAUGUUUUUGGUAGUUUGAUUGUAGGGUUGCCUUGUAACACAGCAGCACUUUACAGUUCAUUAUAAAUUACUAUCAUGUGAUUGCAUUUUUGUAGAAUGAAGCUGUCCCUGGUACACUUCGAAAUAGUGAUGGUGGACCACUUGUCUACACUGGGACAGAUGUAAAUGCUUAGUAAGUGCAUAAUUAUAAUGGAUUUUUCAUGAAAGAUUUUGUUGAACAAUUUUCAAUCAUGAAAUAUGCAUUUGUUGAGUGGCUGGUACCCCUGACUCCUGGUUAAGUGGCUUAGGUUUGAGUCCCGUAAGGGUUCUUUGUGUUGUGUUCCUAGGUAAGAUACCUUCAGGUUUUGUAUGGGUCCUGGAAAAUCUGGAAAGUCCUGGAAAUCUACUUUACUCAAACAAGCAAUGAAGUUUUUAGAGUUUACAUUAUGAGAAAUUUAUGUAGACCUUAAGGAGAACUGACUUUGAAGUCUUGGGAAUGAAAGGGCAUAAGGUAAAAUUUGAAGUCCUGGAAAAAAACAAUCUUGAGUCCUGGAAAAGUCCUUUGAAAUUUUUUCUGAAAAAGGGUACAAACCUUGUACUCUGCCUUGAUCAAAAGCAUAACUCAUUCUACUCAGCAGUAUGAAGGGGUAUUUGUAAACUGUUAGGAAAAUCUGACAAAAUGUUGGGCAGGGGAGGAAGAAGAGGAGGAGAAGGAGAAGGAGAAAGAGAAGGAAAGAAUUAACCAAUGAUUGAGAUAGACCCCAGCCAGAGAAGUGGUACUCUGAGUCCUCUCAUUGUAUGCAAAUUUGAAUGAGCUCUGUUGUUCUGCUGGCCACAAAGAUGCAGAACAUAUUUUAUCUGUAAUAUUCAAAUCAGAAAUGAUCAUCUAUUUUGUAGAGUAACUGAAAUUUGGAUAAAUCUUUUCUGUUUACUUUAAUUUACUUUUAGUUUUGAGUUGUCAAUAGACAUCUUUGAUUAUAUGGACACAUUAGUGGAUAUUGAGAAAAAAAGUAAGUCAUCUUAUUUUCAAUGGCAUCGUCAUACAUGUAAAUGAAUUCUUCAUUUUCUAGAGGUCUUCUUGCAAUAUAACACAUUUUGUAAUUCAUCAUUAUUUACUAACAGCAGGGAUGUAGAUAAAGUUUUUAACAGGUAGGAAUCUUGCAAUGAUAGGCGGGUAUUUGGGCCAAAGGCCCACUCUAGCAUGCCUUUGGCAUGCUAUAUCUAGAUUUGAAGGUGUAAACAAAUGAAAUAAAUAAAAAACAAUCUUCUGACAACAUUUAAAAACAUUUUGGAGAAAGAAGUAGUGCUUCACAGCCAGAAAAAUUGCGUUCACAGCCGGGUAAUUUCCCGGCUUCCUGUUUUUAUCUACAUCCCUGAAUAGGUAAAGUAGGUAAACUGACUUAUACAGUGAGUUGUAAUUCUAUUUAGUAUUAUUUAGUGCUCACCUGAUUAAGUGGUUUGAGUAACAAAAGAAGCAAACACAAACAGGAAAAAAGUUUCCCUGAUUGUAAGCUGUAAUAUAAGGAGUUUCUCAAGCUGACAUUUCAAGCAUUAGCUCUUCAUGCUUUGCUCUGAUGAAGGGUAAAUGCUUGAAACAUCAGCUUUAGAAACUUUCUGAGGUGGCCAAUUUACAUUUAAUUAACCCUUUAACUCCCAGGAGUGAUUAACAUGUAACUUCUCCUUAUAAUAUCCAUUCCUUAUCCAGCAAAGAGAUAAGGAGAAAUGUCAAACUUAUCAGGUACUGGUUGUUGUCUUGAUCUAACACCAAAUUUUCGUAACUAAGUUACAGGGAAAUGUGUAGCAGCUAGAGGGGAGAAUUAACAAUCAGAUCUUGGGAGUUAAAGGGUUAAGUCAGUCAAGAGAGAACCAAAUUAUCUUGUGAUCCCCCUAUUGAUUCAGUAACACAAUUUCUUCAGAAAUUUACCCUCUUUAUUAUAAUUCUGUGUAAGAAAGAGCGUGACCAACAUUACACAAGGUGCUUCUUUAAGAAAGCAUAGCCCUCUUGUUAUUUAUGGCCUCUGAUUUGUUGUCUUUCCUUUGUUGAUGUUGUUGUCUUUACUUUUCAGUCUUCAGCACUCUUGAUCCAUUCCGUGCUAAUUCUCAACUUCAGGCUGUGCAGUGUAGGAUUUGUCCAUUCCCUGUUGUCAUUCAGGUAAAUAAUGUAAAUACAGACUGGAAAUGGCUGGAACCUAAGAGUAAGAGUUGAUGGUGUAGUCUAAUUUUUUGUUCAGUGAUUGACUUUGCUUAAGAGAUUAUUUGAUGGUAUUGUCCCAUUUUUCAAUUGUCAGGAGUGUGGUGGCCUUUAUGACAUUGUGGUGGAUUUAAUGUAUAAACUACAUGCAAGUAAGUUGUGUCAAUUUAUCUCUGAUCUGUUGUUCUUUUCCCAGUUUAGUACUGCUGUAGAUUUGAUUAAUUAUCUGCAACAUAUUUAUGUUAUAAGGGUUUAUUUUUAAUCAUGUUUGGCCAGAAGAUUACACUACCUUGUGUGCAAUGAAAUUCUAGGCUUAGGAUAUUCACUAUACUCUGUACUCAGGUUAUUCACUGAUAUUGUUGUGAGACUUAACCCUUUGGCUCCAAAGAGUGACUAGCAUCUAAUUUCUCCUUACAAUAUCACCCCCAAAUCACACAUUAAUGUAUUGACAAUAAAGGAAAUGGUCACCAAGUAAAGAAGCUCUGGAUUAUGAAACAAAUUCUCCUCAUCAGCACCUUAGGGAAUAUAUAGGGAACAGUAUCGAGAAUAUGCAUACUGAUGUUAGGGUGGGAAGGGUUAAUACCUAUCAGUGAUGGGUAAAUAGGUAAAUAGGUAAAUGGGGUGAAGUGACAGGGAGAAAACUUUCAUCACUUAGAGUUUCAAACUGAUCAAGCUUUAAGGUGUGAAGUUGGUUUGAAGUUCCAAGUGUGAUUAUCCUUGAAUUAUAAAACACAAACUCUCACCAUGAAAAAGUUGUGUCAAUAACUGAGUACAAGAAACUCGCAUACUAAGAACAUGAUGUGGUGGUAUUUAGUGUGUGAUAAUUUGUUUUUUCUUAUUUUGAUAAUUGUUACUUUUAGACUUACCAGCAGACACUCUGACUGGCCACAGAGAGAGGUUUUACUCUCACUUUGCUGAGUAGGUGUUCUAUGUCAUAUUCUAUUCUUUAUGUACUACAUGUAUAAUUUCUAUUCUAUUAUUGUCCAACCCUUUAACUCCUAGAAGUGAUUAACAUGUAACUUCUCCCUACGAUAUUCAUACAUUAUCCCACAAAUGGGUAAUGAGAAUACUCAAACUUAUCAGGUAGAAGUUGUUACCUUGACUCAACACCAAAUUCUUAUAACUAAUUUACUAGGGAAUAUUUAGCAGCUAGAGGGGAGAAUUGAAAAUCAGUUCUGGGAGGUAAAGGGUUAAAAUAAUUUUUUUUUCAUUAUCCAACCAGUUUCUUACUUAUAACUUUUUUAACCAUAUUUAAUAGUUCCUGGGAAAGUUACUGAUGUGCAUAUUAAUUUGCCAGUUUUAUUAGGUUAAUUGCAAUGUUUGUACAAUUAUUUUUGUUUAACUUGUAGAUUGAAGAAAUUCUUCUUUGAUGCUGGAAACAUGGCUUAUGUAAAAGCUUUGGUUCCUAUUCCAGUGCUACCUCAGGUUUGACAAGUAUUUUCUUUUAUGUUGUUUGUCCUAUAGGAAGCAACUGUCACUUUGAAUAAUCGGUAGAAAUUUCCAAGCCUGUGUUCCUUGUCAGAUUUAAGGCUUGGUAUGUAAGCAGACUCAUUAGGAUAUUAUCAAAGGGCAGCAAAAUUUAAGAUCAUAACUUUUCAAACAUUACUGACAUUAAUCCUCUCAUUCCACUCACCCCACCCCCCUCCUGCAAGCUAAAUUUUGAUUCUUUCCCCUGUCUCCCAAAUAUUUCUCAUGAGGUGAGCCCUGAGAAUAUUUUUGAUUUUUCUUACAAUUUACUUAAUUAUUGUAUUUCCUCUUUAAUCUUUUAACCCUUUCACUCUCAAGAUCUCUUCAGUAAUUCUCUUUUAUUACUGUCUGCUAUACAAUUUUCAUGAUGUUAGUUCAGAGAAUUUGGUAUUCUGUCAACUAAUAGUCCCCUUAGUUAUAUUUUUCUCUAUUCUUGUCACUUGUCUGGAUUGAUAUUUUACAGAGAAAUUCUGUCUUGAUUGCUCAUGGGGUUCAAGGCCUAAUAGGGUCUUGGUCACCUCUUGGAGUAAUAGGGCCUUUUGGUCACCUCUUGGAGUAAAAGGGUUCACAGAAUUUGCCCUGAACUUUGUUUCAUUCCACAGAAUCCUCCCUCUUUCACAUUAUCUGAUCCCAAGCCAACUUUGGUGAGAUCCACUAGUGAGGAAAUGCCAAGGCGUAAGUCAACUCCAGCUGAAGAUUUCAAGCGCCAGAGCCUAAUGGAGCCACUUAAUAUACCUGUUACAAUGGAGCCAUUACUUCAGACAACUCCUCAGGUAAACAAGUAUUCAGUCUGCAUUCACUCUUAUAGGAAGAUUUUAACCAUUUAACUCCUAAGAUCUGAUUGUUUAUUCUCCCCUCUAGCUGCUAUAUUUCCUUGGAAAGUAGUUAUGCAAAUUUGGCUUAGAUAACAACUUCUCCCUGAUAAGUUUAAGUAUUCUCAUUACCUGUUUGCUGGAUACCAGUAAUGUAUGGAUAUUAUUGGGAGAAGUUGAAUGUUGAUCAUGCAAGUGCUUCAUAGACUCAGUAAAGGAGCACACUCACUGUUUCAUAUCUUUUGACUUUAUAUCUGUGCCUAUUUUGUGUACAAAUAGGCACUUAUUCAUUGAGCAAGGAAUGGAGCUUUAUAGCCAAUCUAGUUGAAUUUCACCUCUUAAUAUUUACAGAGUGAAAUAUCUAUUUUCAUUCACUGUCAUAGACUCAUGUCUUCUUUGUUUCAUGACAUACCAGUUGAUAAUGUUAAAAACUGUUGUAAUUCUUUUGCUGAAAAUAGUGUGCUCAUGCAAUUGCUGAUCAAGAAAUCUUUUCAUUGACCAUAUUAUGAAGAGCAUAAUUUUUUCUUGUAGACUCCAGAAGCUAAUAUGUUAGGAAUUGACGCUUCAAAUGGCCCUGCACCUGACAACAGGUUUGUUUCUACUUUUAAAAUCUCAUUCAACUAUGUGUUUUAUAAUUAGAAGGUUUGUACUGAGUCAAAAAUUUGCAAGAAAUUUUGGAAAUUUACUACCAUGAUCUCUUUUCAAGUUUGGGUUUUAUUCUUCCUUUUCUUUAUGUCAUUAUCUUACUCUGAAAUGAAUAGAGUGAUAAAAAUCGACCUGUGUUGAAAACUUAUAAAGCAAAGAAAAACUUUGAAAAGAUCACAUGCAUUAUGGUUACUUUAUAUUAACAGUACAACUUGGGUCUAUUUGAUAAAUCUGUGUGCCUUACGAUUUUAUUUACAACCCCAGUCUUCAAAAUUAAAAAUAAUGGUUUAGGAAAAGAGAGGAAGAAUUGGACAGUUUCAACAAUGCUAAUACAUUGAUGUUAUUUUGGUGUAAGACAAUGAUUUGUAAUGCCUUUUACUUUCUAGGGACCUGAUAAUCUAUCAGUUACGACAAGAGAUUGCACAACUAAAGCUGGCAUUAGAGCGUCAACAGAAAGAUGUGAGUAUUUCUGUAGCACUCCAUGACCAGGCACUUCAGGUUUCUUCAUAAUAAUGGUCGAAAAUUAAACUUUUGAUGUGUGCUUUUGUCUCUUUGGCUGGUUGAAGGUGAAUAGUACUUGCUAAUCACUUCUGAACUAGCCAAUUAGCUUAAGUAUGUAAAAAGCACUAUUCACUAUUCAGUCUGUAGUUGUUGUUGCUCUGAAUGGGAUCAGCUUAGGCAAAGCAGAAAGUGUUGGAUGCAAAAAGAUAGUUCAUUACACUUGGUUCAGAAUUAUGAUGCAGGGUUGAUUUCUCCUAAUGCCAAAGAUACUCAUCUGGGAUGAGGCAAGAUCUCUCUUCCUACCUAGGAAGCAGAUUAUCUGACUCAUUGUGAUCCUUGUGGUGAUCAGUUUGGAUCUUGUGAUUCCAUCAUUGUUAGUACUUUAUGGAUUUGCUAAUCAGUCAGGCUUGGGAUUGCACCAGACUGAGUUUGGUUUUAAUCUAAAACUCUGACAUCUUAGCAAAAAACCUGAGCAAAUGUAUCAUUUCUCCACAUUCAUGCAGCUGUUUUGAGAAAGGAUGUUGGAAAAAAGUGCAAAAGUGCACACGACAACCUCCUACGGUUCAUAUUGUAGGUAGCUUUCAGGUUGUGUUUCCUUGACCUCAGGAUUUCAGGGAAAUCUGCAAAAUACCACAGACAGUAAGGGCAAAUCAUAGUGAAUUUGAUGAAUUUACUCAAUUAUUUGACUAUUUAAACUCAUUGAUUACCACAUGGAGAUUACCUUUUUGAGAUAGUGCAUGCACUUUAAAUUUUUUGCUUUUUUUUUCAACAAUCUUUCUCAAAACAGCUGUACGUUGCUUGCACAAAAGUGCAGUUUAGACUGCUAUGGUAUGAUGUACCAUCCCUGGUCUUGCAUCACAUGGUCUGCAUUUUGGAGAGGAGUUUAGCUUGAUGCUCACCCUGCACUGUUUCCCUGUCAUUCCUGAUUAUCAUUAUCAUUAUCAUGAUAAUUAAAUCUUUUUGUACUUUGCUUGUCUCUAGGCAAAAGCACUUGAAGAUUCUCUACGCUCCCAGAUUGCAAGGGUAAAGGACAAAAAAUUAAAAUGAUUUUAUGUUGCAUUUGAAAAAAAAUUAAUUUCAAAUUAUUGAUUUGAUUAACAGCAUUAAAUAUUGCAAAAUAUUGAUUUUGAAUUUUUGUGUUUAGCUGACUGAAGAAUUAAAUGAGUACAAGACAAUUGCAGAGAAAGCUUGUGAGGUACUUAAAAUAGGUGGUUUAUUUUCAUUCUUUUGUUGUAAGUGUUGGCAUUUUUCUGGUGGUUGGGAUAAUGUUGAGACAUCAUUUCCUUUACAGGAGAAUGUUUCGUUAAAGAAAGACCUAGAAAGCAAAGAGGAUGACAAGAAAGGUGAGGUGGUUACUGACUCUGAGGGAGCAAUGGAUUGUUGUGAAUAAAUUAAGUUUGCAUUUUCUGAUGCUUUUACAGAGAAGUAAUUUCAAUUUCUUACUUGAAUAUUAAUGGUAAUUCCAAAUUGCAAACUUUUUUCAAUCCAUUGCAGAUCAGAAAGGUCCAGCAGAAGAGAAAUAUAACAAACUCAAAGGAAUUUACAGUAAACUGAGAGAGGAACACAUCCAGCUGUUGCGAACUGUAUGUCGAUGGAGAUUAAAAAAAAAAAAAAAAAAAAAAAAAAGGCUGAGUCCCCUAAAAGAACCAAACACCUACAAAAUUUGAUUUAAUACCACUUAACUACAGAGGACUUGUCAAUGAGUCAGGCCAUACACUAUGUUUGGACAUAUGAAGCACUCUUCAUACUGCAAUGAUCAGCAGUGUGGAAAGUAUUGCAUGUAAACUAGACUGCAAAAUUUCAAGUUCUUGGGUUUGAUUGAUUGUUGGGGACUCAGUGUUUUUCUUUAUGCCAUACACAUGACAAAAGGACUAUUGUUCCAUCUCCAACAACCCAGCUAAAAAGAUUACCAUAAUUUUUAAUAUAGUUGCAUAGAAAGUAUCUCUACACCACUUAUCCUGGUGGUAUGCAAGGUGGUUGUCACAGAUGGACCUACCCUGUAGUAAGGAUAGUAAGUUUCUAAAGAAACUGUGGUGCUGUGUCAGUGGGAGAGUGUAAUAGGGUAAUUAAGUUUUAACAACUGAGUUGAUAAUGUAAAUUAGCCACCUUGAAGAGUUACAGAGCUGAUGUUGCAAGUGUAAGCCCUUCGUCAAUCACUCUGAUGAAGGGCUAACACUUGAAAUGUAAGCUUUGUAACUCUUUAUGGUGGCCAAUUUAGUUGAUAAAACUAAAUUACCCUGCUAUGCUGUAGUUCAUGGCUAAGCUCAUUAAUGAGUCCUCCAUCACUCAACUGUGGGGCAUCUGGCUGAGGAAUCUGGGUGUCUUGGGAAUCAUUUUCAUGAGGGGAUCUUGGAUUUUUUUCUUUCAUCUCAUGUUCAGGACAAAGAAAAUGACCUCUUUCUUUAUUCAGUGAAAAAAACUUUUUUCAGUUUUGAAAAUGGAACAUUUUCUCAAGUAAUGACGAGGAACUUGUGCAACAAACAUUAAGUGUAACCUUCUAACCUCUAAGAGUGUUUGGCUUUUAAUUUCUCCUUACAUUAUCAUCCUUGAAUCAAAUAAUAUGUGCAACAAACAUUAAGUGUAACCUUCUAACCUCUAAGAGUGUUUGGCUUUUAAUUUCUCCUUACAUUAUCACCCUUGAAUCAAAUAUAAAAGGUCAUGAGAAUAAAGGAAAUGAUCACCAAUUCCAGAAGCUCCUGAUUAACAGCCAAAUUCUCCUUGUCAUUACCAUAGGAAAUGUAAAGAGAGGCUGGGGAGAAUACGAGUACCAAUAAGAGAGUGUGAAGAGUUAUUAAACAAAAGUUAUCUUAACAGUGAUGCAGUCACUUUAGAGAGAACCCUAAAUGGGUGUACAUUAUUCUGAAUCUAAGAACUGCAUUUUACUUUUGCAAAAUGUAUCAUCCAAUUUAAUGGGCUUUAAUGUUGUCUUAAAUUCACCCUACAACAGAUAUGUGAAUCAUUUUCUAAAAACACGUACCCACUGUCUUAACGUUGGUCAUUAUUUACUGUUAUUAUUUUGUCUUUCCACCAGAAUGCUGAAGUGAAGCAAAAAUUGAAUGCUUCAGAAAAGGACAAAGAGGUAUUAAAGAAAAUUAUGUAAUAGGCUGAAUUAUACAUGUGGGUUUGAUUGGUUCUUACCGAUGAUCUAUGGGAAGACAUACGCACAGAUGACGCCACCAUGCAGUGAAAACAUUUUGCUUUUUAUCUUUUUAAACAAAGAGAUUCCAUGUUGCCGUGGGUUUGUCCAGUAAUAGACAGUGACACACUCGGUUGAGCCUCGUGUGCUACUUUAUUGUUCCUACCACGUUUUGACUUCGUCUGUGAUCUGUUGCGGAACAGAAAAUGAAUCUAUUUGUUCAUUUGAUGUAUCAAAAUUUCCAGUAACGACCUAUAUUGCAUACAUAAUGAAUUAAUCACAAUGUUCAAGCUUUUCCCUCCAAGGUAUUUCACUGUUACUUGGUGGUUUAUUUGUUGAUUUACUUUUUACCCGUCUUGUUGUCAGGAAUUAAGUCAAGUAAAUGAAAAACUUCAACUGGAAGUAGAUGAUAAGGUACAAUUAUCCUUUGAACAUAAACAGUGAUAAUUAAAAUUCAUGAGCGAGUCGUAAUACUGCGCUUCUGAAAGAUCGCUUCCCAUUAUGUUAGCCUAGUGGUUAAAUUGUAAGGCGAGAUGAAGGAGUGAUAGUUUGAGGCGUGACCCGAUUGAUUUGUGUUCGGGGACGAAGCACUUAUGUCUUAUAGUUCCUGAUUAUCAAAGAACGUGAUUAACCCUUAGAUCCUAAAGAAUGACAAGCAUCUAAUUUCUCCUCACAAUAUCACCCCUGAAUCAAUCAUUGAGGUCACAAGAGUCAGUAAAGGAAAUGAUUAUUAGCUAAAGAAACUCUUAAUUGUUGGACAAAAUUCAAAUUCUCUUUGUGAAGACCCUAGGAAUUGCAUGUAGAACGGUAUAGAGAAUAUGCAUACUGAUGUUAGAGUAUAAAGGGUUAAGUGUCAGGCGGUUUCCACUGUGAUAUGACAAAUUUCUGGUCGGGAGAAGAGGACGGAAAUGGAGGGGAUUGGGGGCGGGGGUUGAACAACUGGGCUUCUUCGCGAUGUAGGUGAGCUGACACAUUAGUAAAGUUGCCGAUAUUUGUAAGAAAUGCACCAAGCCGUUCCCUGUGUUUGCUGUCGUUAUCUCAUAAAAGUGUACGUUCUUUGUGCAGUCCACAGAACUUUUACAAGUGUUUCAGAAAGCGGAAAUGGCUGAGCAGGAUGGGAAGGUAACUGAAACAUACUGAAUUGACAGUUUUAGAAAAACUUAGCAAGUCUGCACGUAGCUGGUGACCUGUAUAACUUUCUAGAGUGCGACCAAAGAUACCUGCCUACUUUUUAAGGCGUUGGCAAGAUUAUCCAGUUAGCGUUGGGAGGGAACAUCAUCACUGGCGCCUUACUUACAUUUUUGUUUGAGGAAUUGGAUAGGCUAGGUUGUUUUUUUACUAAAUAAAUUGAUACGUUUUUGUGACAAAGAGAGGGGUUUACAUGCAUCAUGCAACUCCUUUGAGGCACGCCCUUUUACAGUGUGGUAAAAUGGUAAUUUCACAAACGUUCUUCAGACACUUCACCAGUUUGUAGUCAAGCAAAGUGGCCCACCCAUCCAGGGGGAGCUCAUCCCGAUUUCUGAAGCGACUCGGAGUAUCACUACUCUCCCCUGGAUGGGAUGUCAGACUUCCCUGACUGAUGGCCGGUGCCCAUUUAUACCCCUGGUUGGAGAGAUGCCCUGUGAGAGUAGAGUUUUUUUUUGCCCUGGAACUUUCGCAGAAUUUCUCACUACGUUAGAAGGAAACUCUGCACACGCUGGUUCUACAGACUUGGACUGUAUACUUCAUAAUCCAACAUUACACGUUCUGUUUUACGACCUAACUCACUCCCAUCUUUUUUGAGUUACAAAAAUGCUGUUUUCUUAACUAGGGAUACACACACCCAGAUACGUAAGUCCGGAGUGGUAAGAUAAUUUAAGCUAACUUGACAAAGUUCCAGUUUUGUUUUACACAUUCUUCAAUGAUUCGUGGCCACUAAUUUCCUGUUACAUCGGCUUGCUCGACAAUCAUAGUGUUAAUCUAAGCAUGCGGUUUUACUAGCGACUAUUUGAUUAAAUACAUCAUUGUUUAAUUUGUGAAGGCUCGAUCACACGAUGCCGGUUAAUACUUCCUUUGACAUUCCACAAAUCAAUGUUAGCGACAAGAAAUAAUAGCUUACUUAAUCAACUACUAAAUAUACCGAAACAGGAAAACUUUCUUAUGAGCACGUGCAAACUUUUCACGACAAGAACACAACACAACAGGCUUUCUUUUAUGGAAGAGGAAGAAUUAGUAGAGGUAAUAACAUAAUUUCGAGUGCAACUUGGUGUCAAUAAGCACAAGUAAAUUUUUCAAAGACGACAAAAUUGCACGAGCCCUUAGGGCAAGUGCAAUUUGCAGUCUUUGAAAAUUUUACAAGUGCUUAUUACACCAAAUUACAAGAGAAAUUAUGUUAUUACUUGUUAAUAAUGUACAUGGAAAAACAUCGGAGGAAGUCAAGACAGACGAAAUUUUGAGAGCUUGCGCGCGCAAUUUGUAAUUUGCACACGUGUUACAACUUUGCACUCAUGUUACGUGAGAAUGCACCCGUUUUCAGCCAAUCAGAAGCGCGUUAUUUUUUCUUGUACUAUAUUAUUAAAGUAACACUUUGCAUCUGUUUUCAGAGAGCGGGUGAUGAGAUGGCAAGACUGACGAAAGAGCACGAUGAAAAGGUACAAUAAUAGAACUAGGAUUCUGUGUCGUGCUGUCCUUCUCUUGAUUUUACAAAUCACUUCACACAGUGAGUUGUUAAAAAUACUUACGUUUAGACUAAUCAAAUGCAAAGUGAGAACCGAUCGAGAAUAGCUUACUCUCGUUUUCUCGAUCAUAAGACAAACUAGGUUUUCCUCUGGGUUUUUAUUGACUUUGCGGUGUUUCCUUUGUUCUGAUUCCUUUGACUUGUCGCUAAAACUGAAAAAACCCAGAAAAACCCCUUAACUCCCAAGAUCCAUUUAAUUAUUCUCCCGACUGAUUGCCAUACGUUUCCAUAUAAAUAAGAUAACAGAAUUCAUUUUAAAUCAACGAAACACUCACUAGUUGACAAGCUUCUUUGUUCCUAUAACCUGUUUGUAAGAUAAUGUAUUGGAAUUGCGAUGAGAAGUUACAACUUGAUCACUUCUGGGAGUUAAGGGGUUAAGAGCAGAACUGGGGAUGAUUGUGACAAUAUAUUUAAGCUCAAUUAGCUUAUUUUCUCUCUUUGAAGAUGGCCACACUAAUGGCCGAGCUCCAGGCGUUAAGAAAAGAAAAAGGAGAAACAGAAGAAGCGAAGAAAAUUGCUGAUGAACAAAUAGAGGCCAUGAAAAAAGAUCACGAGGAAAAGGUAUUUUACCAUUUAAUUAAUCAUCUUUCUCUUUUGCUAAGCGAAAGGUGAGAGAUGGUAUCGCUGACUCCCGCAAUUGCUGUCACCUGAUAGAGCAAUUUUAAAUGGGGUGUUAGAAUGAAUCCGGGAUUGCAUCGGUUUUGCCUCACUUCAUUCCGUCAUUGGACCAGAAAACUCGUGCCACUUUCUCGACCAAUCUGGUGCAAAGCUAAAACCAAAUUAUGACUGGCUGUUGUAAUUGCCUAGGUUUUGGUUUCACGAGAAUCAGUUGUAAUGAACCCUAUCCUGCCUUUUUCGUCCCCUAGAUUGGAACACUUAGCAGCGAUUUAUCAAGUUUUCGGAAGAGCUGGACAGAUGAAGAGCUGGCAAAGAAAACUGCUGAGGAAACGAUUCAAAGAGAAAGACAGGAGCAUAAAGACAAGGUCGGUAUAUCCAAACCCCUUAUGCUUUGUGAUUCAUUGAGAAACUUAAGCGACAGAUCGUAACCAAGCAAUCAAGUUAUCUUUGGCUAUUCGUGAUAUAUGACGAAGGGCUAACGAACGUCAGCUUUUGUAAUUGCCUAGGUUUUGGUUUACACGAUCAAUCAACUCAGUUAAUACAACCCGUCUUUGCCCCAAUUUCCCGUCCCCGUAUGCCGCGCGCAAACAUUUUUCUUAGAAUUCUUACCAUUUGCGUUCUUCGGCAGAGUUCCUUUUGAAGAGCUUUAACAGAUGAAGACAAGGCAAAGAAAACUGCGAUGAGGUGUUUUCACGAUUCAAAGAUCAGCGCAAAAUUUGGCGGGCGCUAUCCCGACAGGUGCAUAAAGAAAAAAAAAACGGUAUAUCACUUUGAAAUCCCGGUUAAUUUUAUGCUUUGGCAUUAAAUUCUGAUACCUAAAUGUAAUGGAGAAAGGACGGUUUUAUCCCUGCUUCAUAAAGACUGGUGUUGCAAGAAGAAUAUGAAUUAGCGACGGUCGAAACCGAAGUAAAUUUCUUCGUUAUGCUCUGUUUUGCUUUUAUGGAAUCAGAGGCAACUUUAUCCACUUCUUAUUGUGAACGAAAUUUAAUUCCCACGGUGGUACCCGUACAGUUAGCCUGGUGUAGGCGUUCAGUUCGUAAAAAUAAUAAGCAACGCGAAAGUAGCGGAGGAGUUACAAAAGAGGGAUGUUUGGGUCGAGUCGCGCAAGGAACGACUGACUUAAAACCGCCCUGGUUUUUCGCGCAGCUGCUACUAUCGCUCUGUUUAGUAUUUCGCACGGAUUUUGCACAGGUUGUCAAUGAUUCGUCCAACGCCUGCAACAGGCUUUGGUGCAAUUUGCGUGGUGGACAGAACAGAGUCAAGUUAGGGAAUUUAUCGAAACCCGUUUGUGUCUUUCGCUUAUGCGCAUGGCUGUUAGCGUAAGGCAUGAAAUGAGGCAGUCGCACCAUUUUAUUACUGCAAAGAACUGUGUUUCUUUUUUAUGUCUUUCCUUUUGAAGAUUUCGACUCUUGCGGAAGAGAUAGAGGCUUUGAAGAAAGAAAAAGAUGAAACAGAUGAGGCCAGAAGAAUCGCCGAAGAACAAAUAGAAGCAAUGAUAAAAGAUCACGAGGAAAAGGUUAUUUCCCCUUCAGUGUUUACCUUUGGUUUGUCACAAAGUUAUGUUUUCCAAACACUGAAUAUUGGUUUGUGAUUUUGUAGGUUGCAACGCUUAGCCGAGAGCUUUCAGAUGUUCAAAAGAGUAGGACAGUUGAGGAGGAGGCGAAACGAACAGCUGAGGAAACUAUAGAGAAAGAAAGAAAGGGACAUGAAGAAAUGGUCAGUUUGAUUCCCACAAUUUAGUGUCGAACGUAAUCUUGUAUUAGUUUUGUUUUAGAGUAAUUUUCGUUUGAGUGUCGAAAGAAAUUUAGGAUUGCAUUGGUUUUACUUAAAUUUUGAUUUGUGAUUGGUCCAGAAAACUCACGUCACUCUCUCAACCAAUCGGUUACAAAACCAUUCGCGACUUGGUUGCCCGCGUUUUCCCGCGCUUUAGGCAGAGUGGUUGUUUUUAGGUGGAGUAGUUCCCAUUGGCUCCUAACGGUAUUUUCCCUCUUUCUGAUUGGCUGUUGUAAUUACUUUGGUUUUAGUUUUACGACACUCAAUCUAAAGGCGAUUGAUUCAACCUAACAGAUGCAACGCUAAAAGCAAUCAUACCCCUUGACCAUUUGUGUUUUCCCAUGCUUCGUCUUCGCUGGCUCCAAUUGAUGUUUCCCUCUGUUUUGAUCGACCGUUACACUUGGCACUGUUGUGACAGAGUUAGACUUACGUGACAUUAGCUGAUGACUUUUCUUUCCACAGGUAAAUGAGCUUGAAAGAAAAAGACUCGAAGAUAUCUCUAAAGAAAAGUACGACUUAGUAGGUGAGAAAAACCAAGACUGUCUUAAUUGAAAAAGGAAUCUUGUAAUGUAAGGGCGUGCUUGUUAUAAUGAGUUUCAGACCAUUCGGAACACUAUCAAAUAUUUCUUUACCAAGCUAGCUGUAAAUUCCAUCUCAGCUCUCUUAAGUCCUCUGAGCUCUCUAUGUUGUCUGUCUCCUCUUUAAAACCAAUUUUCUCCUUCUAGACAAAACGGAAUUCUUUUUUCACCCAAUUUUAGAAGUUCUCGCAUUACCUUUCUCAUGUAACCUGCAUUGGCGAAUUUAGACUCGAAGAAAACAGAGGGCUGGAAGGGAGCAGGAAUGAGGGGGGGGGGGGGCUUUUUUUGCAGUUUUAUCAGUUUCAGGCAGGAGUCGUGUCUGUUUACUGUUCUUUAAUUGAGGCCCUUCUGAGUAGAGUUAGUCAGAGUACACUAAUAUUAAUUGUAAAUAAGGAUAAAUAAAUAUAAAUCCCAGAUCCUUUGAUCUCAGACUUGUUUCAUACUAGUCUUCUUGAAUUUUAUUAGGAACGGCGAUAGAGUCAGCAGAAAGAACAAUCCAAGAUGCUUUAGAUCAGUUUCAAAAUCCGAAACACAGUUCUACGACUUGUACUGCAGGUACGAGCACCUUUUGGUGAAAUUAAUUUGGAGGGCAGUUAUAAAUAAGACUUCAAGUCAGUGUCCUUGUUUUGAUAUUUCCAUCGCCAUCUAAAAUUGAAGGAUAAAGUAUCGGUUCAUUGAUUUGCCAUUGCUUAGUUAUAUUUAUGUUUGUAUAUAUUUACUUUAACUUAGAUAUUUACAUAUUUAACUAUUUAUGUUUUGAAUGGUUUGUUUGUUGGUUGAUUGAUGGAUUGACUCACUGAUAUUGUGACUAAUGUAAAACCAGCGGUUUCCUGACUUAUAUUUCACUAAUGAUAUCCGCCGUUGUUUUCUGUGUUCUUUUCAGAUUACUUGCUAAGUAGAAUCGAGAGCCUUCCAGGAGUUGUUGACGAGCUUAAUUCGAAGUUUGCAUCUUAUAAAAAAGAUCACAAAGGUUAGAGACCAUGGAUGAACCAAACCAAAAAUCAGGAACAAAAUACGCUCGUUGAAUUUCUUCUCAGAAUGUUUAAAUCAUUCGGAUCAGUGUCUAACCCUCCCCUGACCCAACAGUCAACUGAUAACAAGGGUUAAUGUUGGGUUAGGGGAGGGGUAGGUAGAUACUAGCAUUGAUCCAAUCAUUCCAAGAGAGAAAGGAACGAUGAUUGUUUGAUCUUUUCUUUAAGAGUUUCUCUCCUUUUGCAGAUGCCAUUCCCUGUAUAUGCUGUCUUGGUUCGUUCUCACAUCAGCUCAGUGAUUGUAUCUUAAAUGCCAAGGCUACCUCCCACAUGGCACCUACUCAAGAAGCUGAAGGUGGGAACUUAAGGAGACUCCGCCAUUUUUGGCAUCGGUGGGACUAUUAAAAUCAAUAGUCGUGCUCAUAAAACUGGGGUGAUAGCCCAUCAAUCGGCCGGUGAUUAACUGCAUAACUCGGUAAUUUAGUAUUAUGAAGAGAGUUGAUAACGUAAAUUGGCCACCGUAAAGAGUUUCAAAGCUGACGUUUAGAGGAAAGGGCUGACGCUCGAAACAUCAGCUUUUAAACACUUUACGGUGGCCAAUUUACGUUAUCAACUCAGUUGAUAAUACUAACUUACCCUGUUAUACUCUCCCACCAACGCAGCACAACAGUUUCUUUAGAAACUUACCCCCUUUAUUCGAUUGACUGCAUAGUUAGUCGUAACACGAGGACUGCCCUCUAACUAAAUACAUGAAGCCAAGAACAGUUAUCUCAAAGAGAAGUCACCCAGGCUAGCCGUAAAUUAUAGUUAAUUGCUGUUGUUUCUUUUAGAUCUUCGGUCACUCGGCGAAUCUGCUGGUAAAGCUUCUCUCGAACUGUUGCAACUCUACAAACAAAGUGAUCCGGGUGAGCUUCUUAGUUAUAGUCCAUGCUACCCUUUCAUGGCCUUUGUUUUGUUAUCAAGAAGUUGCCUCCUUUUUGAUCUUAGGCUUGCCUAGUUUGGUCUCCUACAGCUCAAUACAUGUGUCGCAAAUUAUUCAGGACAGUUUGGUUUUUCCUUUCUACGCCUUCUAAUUGAUAAAAAAAACUCACGCCGCUCCCUAAACCAAUUAGAUCAAAAAGGAAAAAGCGUUUACGACCCUGUCACUCGCCUUUUUUUUACGUUCAAGGCAGUUUGCCGUGUUACUUACACUGAGUUGGUUUGUCAUUAGCUACUUUUGUUACUCUCCUAUUUUUCUGAUCGUCCAUUUGAUAACUUUGUUUUGAAAUUCAAUCAAAAAGCGACUUGAGCCGCAGUAUUCUGGCCAGCUACGAGUUGGAACGUGCGAGAAGAGAAGAUGAAGGCAGGUUUUUGAUGAAUUUUAUCGUCAUUGCAGAUCCAAAUGUUCUUGCCGACAAGCUGAAUGCCGUAAAAAAAUACAUCUCAGAUAUUACCAAAGUUGCUGAGGUAAGUUCACCAGAGGAUAAUGGAAUGCGGUCAUCAAUUGUGUGUGUGUUUUUUUAGUCAACUUAAUAUUUUUAGGAGCCAGACAUCAAAACAUUGAACCCAAAACCCUUUUCAUGCCGAAUUGCUGUCCUGAGGUAACUUUUUACAGGAAAUCAACGGUUCAAUUUAAAUCUGUUACCCAACUGACAGGCUCAACCGAUUGUGUCAACAGGCUCUCGCCCCCAAAGAAAAAGACAGUGUUGAUAGUAUAGGUGGAGGAGUAGACGAUGAAAUCAAUGCUACUGCAGAAGUAAGAUGAUCUCGUUUUGUUUGUUUCUGACUUUGUUUUUAAUUUCUUUAUCUUCGUCUCCUCCCCCCCCCUAAGGGCUUAGGAAAGCCGGGGGGGGGGCUACCCCUAGGAUGCCGGAGACUUCCCAUCUUGAUCAAGUUAAUUAUAGAGUUGUUCUGUUUGUUUUUCACUUUGUUUUUAUCAACAUUAUCCCACCGGUUAUGUGAGCAUUUUCUUCAAUCAGGGCCCUUGAUAAGAAGCGUUUCAAAAUUAAGAUUUAACUGUGGUCGAUCUUACUGAUUAAUUCCGUUGGUACCUGGCAUGGUAAAGUUCUAAAGUAAUAGUCGUGAAUAACAGUUAGUGAAUGGAAUACUUGUAUUAAAGGAAUCAAAUAUUUGACCUCGUUAUUGUGUUUUGUUUAGCUUGUCGCAGAUUCAGCGGCCAGGAUUCAGGUGAUAAUUCCCGUUCUUUCUCAGUCAUGUUUAUCGUACUGAUGAUUAACUUCUUUACACUUUGGUUAAAAAUAAUAAUGCACGCCACACCACGCACUACACGCGCACGUGCACAUACGCAUACCGCGCACUCGCUCAGGCACAUACACAUAGACAUGCUUACGCACUGGCACACGCACGCAUGUGCACGCACACGCACAUUCCUGUUGGUCGUUCGCUUGGAUAUAUAAUCAAAAGUAUUUGAUUCGAACUUGCUACUGGAUCCUUGGAUCUCUUGAGGUUCUCGACUCCUUGUUUUCACUCAUGUCCAGUUUAAAACAACUCUUUCUUUGAGAGACUUUACAGAAUACAGUGUAACUUCACUUCAAACUUUUAUGUUUGCUCAUACAUUUUUUUAAAACUUGUCUGGGCUGACUCAUCAUUUUUACGAUCUCAGGAAAUGAUCAAUCAAACAAGGGAGAAAUACAGUGGUGUACAACUUGAAGUGAACGGAAGGUGAGAAAGCUACUAACUUAGACAUUGUUUUCUUCGUUUUGGCUUUUUUUUACAUUUUUCCCCUUGUCGGCGGAAUGUAUCAGGUUUUUAAAAUGCAAGAAGGCGAUAAGACCUUGAAAUCCGUAGCAUUGGUCAUUCUGAUUUACCCUGUCUUUGCUUAUACACAGAAUUUUAGAUUCCUGCACGGCACUGAUGGAGGUAAGUUUGCCUUGAGGGAGAGAGAGAGAGAGAGAGUUACAAUUCACAAUUGGCUUAGAUCCCUAUUGCAUUCGAAUUCGAAACGCAGAGUGAGAAUCGGGAGAGGGAAGCUCCGGUAAGACAAGUCCACCCUCAAUUUGUCUGAGGUGAGGUGGGUGGGGGGAGGAGAAGGAAGGUAGAAUAAACUGGCCAUUGCAAUCUCUUAGUGCGAGAAACCGUGAGAUAGGAAACGUCGAAAAAGCCUAUCUGUUUGCUUAAAGUCGAACUCAGACCCGCAAUGUAGAUGUAAGGACUUUUUUUCGUUCUUGUUUGCUUUGAGAAAUCAAAUCCCUAAGGAGCUUUCUUACAAAAACAAAAUAAAUAUAAUAUAUAUAUGAAAUUAGAGUAGAAGAACUGUUAAAAAUUGUGCAUCUCCUUUACCUCAUAGGAAAGUAGUGAACACAUUCUUUCAGACGAAAGAAUGUCAUUGAAAUUGUCUAUCUCUAUAUAAACUGUUUUUUUAAUUGAGGCACUGAUAGUAUUAUACUUUUACUUGUAACUAAUGAGCCAAAUUUGUGUGCGCUUCUUUUAAGGCAAUCAAGAAAUUGAUAAUGAAGUCUAAAGUAUUGCAAAAGGAGAUUGUCGACGAGGGCAAGGUAUUUAAUAAAAUGAAAUUUAAAUAAUUUGUUCAGUUUCAAGUAGUGUUUUUUGAGAUAUUUCAAGUCAAGUCAUAUUAGUUACGGUUUGACAACAUUAAAUCUACCACUAUACGAUGAAUGUUUAACGCACUAUAAUAAUAAAACAGUUGUGAAUAUAAAAAAAUACAUUUCGAUACGCCGACACAAGCUUCGAAUGAAUUCCCUUUUGUAGAAUACGUAGUAUAUCUGAUUUAGCCUUUAAGCAUAUCUUUGAUUCAAAGACCGCUUGCCGUAGGGAAGUUUUCGUGUAUACUUUAAAUACUCAAAUAGCCUGAUCAAAGACACUUGCUUCUCAGGGUCAAGCAACAGCUAAAGAGUUUUACAAGCGUCACCACCGCUGGACGGAGGGGCUUAUCUCCGCCGCGAAAGCUGUUGGUUGGGGAGCCAAAGUGCUUGUGUAAGUGCUUAACCCUUUACACCCUAACAUCAGUAUGCAUAUUCUCCUUACUGUUCUGCAUACAUUUCCAAAGAGGCUGACUAAGAGAAUAUGUGUAACAGUCAAGAGUUGAUCAUCCACAAUAUUCUCAUAACUUUCGUGUUUGUUUCAGGGGUGAUAUAGUAAGGAGAAAUUAGAUGCUAGUGACUCUUAGGGGCUAAAGGGUUGAAUUCCAAGCUAAAGGGAGCGUGCUGUAUUACCGAAUAUAGUUAGUUCUUACGGGUGUAUUGGUUUGGAACAAGUCUACUAGCACCUUUAAAAUGUUUUGGAAAGACCGCUGGUCUGGAUUGUAUCGAUUGGUGCGCAAGUCUUGUUAACUUACGAUGUUCGACCAGAUGUUAUGCUGAGAUCCGAGUUGGUGAUUUUAUGCUCUAAAUUCAAACAUUCACUUGUUCAUGGUGUCGCCUUGUUAUUUGUGAUAACCUUAACAGUCUUGUAAAUUACUUUUUGAGGAAGCCAACUCAUGAGAAAUGAUGAUAUAUCAUGGUGAAAUGCGACAAGGUUUUCCAUUUUAAAAUUAAUUUCCUAACUCUUUUUUAUGUAUAGUAUAAUUCCAGGGUUUUCAAUAGCAAAACCAUCGUAGUACAUGAGCAACUGUAGCGUGGCUUACCCUUUUUUUGUUUCCACAGUGACUCCGCUGACAAAGUUGUUCAGGGGGGAGGCAAGUUUGAGGAAAUAGUUGUAGCAUCCAAUGAAAUUACAGCAAGUACAGUGCAGCUGGUAAGCGAUGGAUAUUGUUUUCUUUUUUGGUAUUAUUUAUAUUAUUUCUUUUUGGACACUUCAUACCUCAGAGGGAAACAUUCAGCAUAAAGUCUGCUUCAUAUUACUAUGUAAAAAGUAGCGAACGGUAUAUGCUCCUUACAAUAUCAGGUCAAUAUCAAGCAGACAAGUGACGAGAGUAAAAAAAAAUAUCAAUAAGGGGAUUAUGAGUUGAUCCAACAACAGAUUUUCCAAAAUAAUAUCAUAAGAACUGUAUGGCAGACAGUAAGGAAAAUUACUAAUGAGAUCUUGGGAGUUAAAGGUUUAAGCAUCGUCACAAAGUGAUCACAAGUUCCCCAAGCAACUUUCAAGACUGCAGAUGACCAUCCAUGCUUUAAAACGCCCCCCCUCCCCUGCCUUUGUUUCAGGAAUAAACAGUUAAUGAUAAAUAAUUUUUCAUUUGAUGUUCAGGUGGCUGCUUCGAGAGUAAAGGCUCGACAAGCCAGUACAGGUUUAGCUGCUCUGCAAGGGGCCUCCAAAAAUGGUAUGUUGAUUAUGUUAACGCACACUGGAACAAGGAUUGCCUCCGGCACCUUUAUCGAGAGGGUGUCACCUUUCGCAUGGAUAGGCCAAUCUGGCAUCAUACUUCCAUGAAUACCAUAGGAACAUUUUACAAAAAUUAUGUUACUUUUGUGUUAGGAAAUAAAGCUGUCUUCAUGUUGGCAAAAAUUAAAGUUCCUACGACACGAAACUUUUUUGCGUAUUUAUUUAGCUUAUCACACGUAAAAACCAAUUCCGAUGGAAGAAAAAUUUCAAAAAUAUUAAAACUCGUUUUUUUUGGGCCCUAAAGUGCACUUAUUUUGUCUUAAAGGUGUCCCGCAGACUGGUAACGAGUUAGCGGGUGAUGACGUAGAAAACUGUGAAAAGUCUCAUUUGACUCUGACAAAUCUUUCACGUGUCUUGUAAUUUUGUAGUAGUCAGCGUUGAAAUACUCUUGAAAUAAUUGUUGUGUCAUAGAACUUUUAAAUCGACUUCUCUUGCGUCAGUUGUUAUGUCUUUUUAGUCUUUUUUGUAUUAUUACUCAGAGGCUUUGUCUAAAACUGUUGUUUUAUAUGUUUCAGUGGUUGAGUCAGCGGCUGGUGUGGUGGCAUCUGCUAAAACAGGAGCUGAAAUGAUAGAAGACAGUAGUAAGCAUAUAGAAAUCUUGUAACAGAUUACAUUUCCUUUAAACGUAGAUUUUAAUCCCAGAUUUUUCUGGUUUUUCCUCUCUGCGUUCUGCUGCACCCAGCCUGUGAGUGUAACUGCGAGUAGGCUUUCAUUGACGCGUGCGCAUGGCCUGCGCCUCACCCUCCAAGCCAAUCAGAUCGUGACUUGUUACUCUUGUUUUGCCGCACGUCAGACGGUAGCUUGGUUCUAUUUGAGUUCUCCUAAGCUCCUCGUUAUAUUUUCAUUUUUUUUUUUCCUGAUUGCUUCUUUUAAUUCCAUUGGUUUUGGUUUUGCGACGCUCCACAAAGUAGACUUUACGCAUACCGUUAGUGGUCAUCCGUGAAUUAGAGUCUAGAUAUUAACGAUACAAAUUGGCGACGAGCACUACUGUGUUAGGAAAACCCAGUCAUCAAGCCAUGAAUUGUUUUGAAGCUGAUUUUUUUGCGAUCAUUUACCCUGUAACAGCCAUGAGUGACCAAGACAGAAAUUCUCCUCACAACAUUAAUACAAUAUCAAGCAGACGAGUGAUGAGAAUAAAGGAAAAUAUCAAUAAGGGGAUUAUUAGUCAAUCCAAUACCAAAUUCUCCUAACGAAUAGGAUAAGAAUUGUAUAACAGACAGUAAAGAGAAUUACUAAUGUGAUCCAGGAGUUGAAUUUAGAGCUAAUAGACAAAAAUCAAUCAGUUGGUAGGGGAAAGAUUCUAACCCAGAGCGUAGGGGUUAACCCUUUACACCCUAACAUCAGUAUGCAUAUUCUCCAUACUGCUCUCUAUAAUUUCCUGAAGCGCUGACAAUGAGAAUUUAUUUAAAAAUCAAGAGCUUUAUAAGUUCGUGAUCAUUUCCUUGAUUCGCGUGACCUUAAUGUUGAAUUUAGGGGUGUUAUUGUAAGGAGAAAUAAGAGGCAGGUCACUCUUGGGGGUUAAAUGGUUAAAAGUGUAGUAUGAUAUUUCUAAACCAUUCCUACUCCUCUACUUGUCAGUAACACACAACCAGUAAAAAAGUUUUAUAUGUUAAUUCCAUUUUCUUGAUUUAUUUGCGUAGAAGCCGUACCAGAUUACACCAAGCUAAGUCUCACCCAGGCUAAGAGAUUUGAAAUGGAGUCACAGGUAUCUACAUCCGUCAAGAGAAUGUAGUAAUAAUGAUAUAAUCUCUUGCAUCCAUCUGUUUUGAGUUAAUCAUUACUGUUAUAUGCAAAUCCCGUGUUUUUCAAGAGCUACGGAACGGCCCGUUUAUGUUUAAAAGCCUAGGCUGUAUCUCUCUUGUACGCCAUGAGCAAUCUGUUUUAAUCUCUCUCAUCUCAGCCAUCUUUAUUUAUGAUUUUUGCCUGUUCCUAGUUCGGUCAGUAAAACGAAGUGUGAAAUUAAACAACACAUUAGCAGCGGAAGAAUGAAAAAACGAGGGAGGCUUGGGUCGAGUUGCGUAAUGUAGGAGACUCGAACCAAGCCUCUCUCUGUCGCAACCACUGCGCCGUUUACCAUUCUGUUUUACUGACUAAAUCCUAGAACAAGAUAUCAUGUUUUGUUCAUUCCUUCGUUGUUGGUAUCUGUUUUGCUGCCAAUUUAUUAUCUUAAGGAUACACAUCUGAUGGGACAAUUCUCAAGUAACUUGUCAGAAUAACCCAGCAUUAACUUCGCUAUGUGAUUGGUCCAUACAACUAGCUCCACCCUUUCAGCCAAUCACGUUUAAAAUACAAACUAAUCGCGACUCACUCCAUAAUUGGCAUUUGCCUGUAUUUUCUUUGAGCUCUUAUUUGCUCUUCGUGAUAUUUUUCCUUUUGUUCUGAUUCGCUGUCGUGACCAGUUUGGUUUUGAGUUAGCAAUCCUUAUUCCAAAACUCUCCCCAAAGUGUUGCACGUGUGGCAAACUCCAUUUACCCACCUUACGAAAAAUUGGAACGAGCUGACCACCUUUCAAACUGUAGACAACAUUGGGAAAAGAGGCCUUGAAUCUCUUUACCAGUUCGGUUUUAACAUUCCACAGUAACAUCAGCUCGAACAAAGGCGGUAGUAGUGAAUGUAUUACCCCCUUCCCUCGCCCCCCUGCGCCCAUUUGAAGCUAUAAGACGCCACAGAAACUGUUAACAGAGGCAGGUACUAUUAAACCUUCCAGGGCGGAUUUUCGUUCUUUUAUCCCUGUUUUAAGUCAGAUGAUGACUUCCGCUCAGGUUUUCGCAACGUUAGUCACCAUUACCGACAACAGUCUUUCUCAUGACUACACUCACCCCGACGAUCAGACUACACUAUCACUAGAGCUUUGUGUCAGUUACUUCACAAGUUUGCUUCUCUUCUAGGUUCGGGUUCUAGAGCUUGAAAGCCAGCUGACUAAAGAACGUCAAAAACUAGGAGAACUGAGGAAAGCACAUUAUCAACUGGCUGCUGUCGAGGAGGGCCUGGACCCCGAGUAAUAAGGUAAGAACGUCCAAUUCUGUAUGUUCCUCAUAUAACACGCGCAGUGUGUAUAAUCUCACUAACAUCUAAUUUUUUUUACUCCAGGACGAAGCAAGGUCGUCUGCAAGAGGGAUCCAGUCAUCUCGAAUCAUAGGCACCAUGCGAAAGAAGAGAAAAAGUGGAAUAAAAACAAGCAAGUUAAAAUGAAAUAAGCUUGGCACUUGAAUUGGGAAUGAACCUUUGUCUACUUGCACUACAUCCUUCGCUGGCAAAUGGUGUACGGCGUAACCUUUGAUUGGUCACGCAAUCUUUGGAAAGAUUGCGUAACAAAUGCUAACUGGAUUGACUCUUGCUGACGUUGGUGUUUUAGGAGGUUUUAUUUUUACAGUGGGGGGUAUAUCUAAAGUGAAUGUAGCUUCGCGUAAGAUGCUGAUGACAAGAUAUUUUUUAAACUCAGUCAUAUUGUGAUUAUAAGUGUAAGUUUUAAAAGAAGCAUAUCUACCUCAGAUCAUGCUAAUAUACUAACUCAGUAGCACAAUGAAUCGCAAGUAUCGAAUAAAAAGGCAUUUUUCCUGUAUUUCUAGUAUCGCUAGCGAAAUUCUGUCAGUAGCUCGACUUUAUUUUCACCUCUGUACUUCGGUCAUAUAUAGUUCUUUCUCAAAUGCAUUUAACUUAGGUAAAUUUUUCACACUUAGAGGUCCCAGCCAGAGAUCAUGAUCUCUUGGUCUCUGCUAAUACGUUACCAUCAUGCGUCAGAAAAUUCUGUUAAACCCCUACUUUUAAGACACUUUUUAGCAAAUUUGCGUUCGUUCUGGUUAUCAAGAUUAUGAAAAUACAGUUUAAACUGAAAACGCAAGGAAAUAAUAUACAAAAUGUUCACAAUAUAACAAUUAAAGUGUUGACUGUCUAUGCAU